Molecule: messenger RNA, 7598 nt
Organism: Serinus canaria (Common canary)
Lineage: Eukaryota; Metazoa; Chordata; Aves; Passeriformes; Fringillidae
Gene: KCNQ5
Product: potassium voltage-gated channel subfamily Q member 5
Exons: 14
Coding region: 332-3067 (911 amino acids)
Biological process (GO): potassium ion transport; transmembrane transport
Cellular component (GO): membrane
Molecular function (GO): voltage-gated potassium channel activity
Source: RefSeq, a predicted model, not a curated record
AGCUGCCCUCCCUCCCUCCUCCCCGUCCCGGGCCGCGGAGCCACGCCGGGCGGCGCUGCGGGGACCGGCGGCGGGGCCCCGCCGCCCGGGAGGAGAGCGCGCCCCGGGGGGCGCCCGCUCCCUCGCCGGGGCCCCCGCGAAGCUGCCGCAGGCCGGCCCGCCGCGCCGGGCACCCAAAGUGGCCCGCGCCCCCGCGCCCCGCGGGCGCCGCCCGGAGACCCUCGGCCCCCGCUGCCUCUUGCGGGCUGCUGCCGCGGGGUGCCUGGCCACCGCCGCCCGCGCCCUGCUCCGCCGCGGCCCCGGCGCCCGCUCCGGCGCCCGGGGUGAUGCCAUGCCCCGCAACCACGGCGGCGGGGAGGAGGGCGGCUCCGCGGGGCUCUGGGUGAAGAGUGGCGCGGCAGCUGGCAUGAAGGAUGUCGAGUCGGGCCGGGGCAGGGCGCUGACGAGCUCAGCGGCCCGCGGCGACGGCCUGCUGCUCCUGGGCACCGGCGGCGCAGCCGCCCCCGCCGGGCUGCGGGAGGGCCGCCGCGGGAAGCACGGCGCCCGCAUGAGCCUGCUGGGGAAGCCGCUCUCUUACAGCAGCGGACCGAGCUGCCGCAGGAACGCCAAGUACCGCCGCCUGCAGAACUACCUGUACAACGUGCUGGAGCGGCCCCGCGGAUGGGCCUUCGUCUAUCACGCCUUCGUUUUUCUCCUUGUGUUUGGUUGCUUGAUUUUGUCCGUGUUUUCUACUAUUCCUGAACACACAAAACUUGCCUCUGGUUGUCUCUUCAUUUUGGAAUUUGUCAUGAUUGUUGUCUUUGGUUUGGAAUUUAUUAUUCGUAUCUGGUCUGCUGGGUGCUGCUGUCGGUACCGAGGAUGGCAAGGAAGACUGCGCUUUGCAAGGAAACCGUUCUGUGUGAUAGACAUCAUUGUUCUCAUCGCUUCAAUAGCAGUUGUUUCUGCAAAAACUCAAGGUAACAUUUUUGCAACAUCAGCACUGAGAAGUCUUCGUUUCCUACAGAUCCUUCGUAUGGUGCGCAUGGACCGAAGAGGAGGCACUUGGAAAUUGUUAGGUUCUGUAGUUUAUGCACAUAGCAAGGAAUUAAUCACAGCCUGGUACAUAGGAUUUUUAGUACUCAUCUUUUCAUCUUUCCUGGUUUAUUUGGUGGAAAAAGAUGCAAAUACUGAAUUCUCCACAUAUGCAGAUGCUCUCUGGUGGGGCACAAUCACAUUGACAACCAUUGGCUAUGGGGACAAAACUCCUCUUACUUGGCUUGGAAGGUUGCUUUCUGCAGGAUUUGCUCUACUUGGCAUUUCUUUCUUUGCACUACCUGCUGGCAUCCUCGGCUCAGGAUUUGCAUUGAAAGUGCAGGAACAACAUCGUCAGAAACACUUUGAGAAAAGAAGGAAUCCAGCUGCAAGUCUAAUUCAGUGUGUAUGGCGUAGUUAUGCUGCUGAUGAGAAAUCAGUUUCCAUUGCUACCUGGAAGCCUCAUUUGAAGGCCUUGCAUACCUGCAGCCCUACAAAAAAAGAACAAGGGGAAUCUUCUAGCAGUCAAAAGCUAAGUUUCAAGGAGCGGGUCCGGAUGGCCAGCCCACGAGGUCAAAGUAUAAAAAACAGGCAGUCUUCAGUGGGGGAUCGCCGCUCACCAGGUGCUGACAUUGCCACCGAGGGCAGCCCAACCAAGGUCCAGAAGAGCUGGAGCUUCAAUGACCGAACCCGCUUCAGGCCCUCGCUGCGGCUGAAGAGCUCCCAGCCCAAACCCAUGGUUGAUGCUGACACCAAUCUUGGAACAGAUGAUGUCUAUGAUGACAAAGGGUGUCAGUGUGAUGUGUCCGUAGAAGAUCUCACCCCUGCUCUUAAAACUGUCAUUAGAGCUAUCAGAAUUAUGAAGUUUCAUGUUGCAAAGAGAAAGUUUAAGGAAACGCUUCGCCCAUAUGAUGUCAAAGAUGUCAUUGAACAGUAUUCAGCAGGUCAUCUAGACAUGUUAUGCAGGAUUAAGAGUCUUCAGUCACGCGUUGACCAAAUUCUUGGGAAAGGACAAAUCACAGCAGAUAAAAGAAGCAGAGAGAAGAAUCCUGCAGAGCAUGAGACAACUGAUGAUGUCAGUAUGUUAGGGAGGGUAGUCAAAGUGGAGAAACAGGUACAAUCCAUUGAAUCAAAACUGGACUGUCUAUUAGAUAUUUAUCAACAAGUUUUGCGAAAAGGAUCUGCAUCCGCGCUCACUUUGGCUUCAUUUCAAAUGCCAGCUUUCGAGUGUGAGCAGACUUCUGACUAUCAGAGUCCAUCAGACAGCAAAGAUUUGUCUAAUUCUGCACAACUUAGUGGAUGUGUAUCCAGAUCAGCUAGUGCCAAUCUGCCUCGUGGCCUGCAGCUCAUACUGACACCAAAUGAAUUUAGCACUCAGGCUUACUAUGCUUUUAGUCCAGCUAUGCAUAGUCAAGCAACACAAGUGCCAAACGAUGGACCUGCAACAGUAAAUAAUGCAACAAACCAAAUAAACCAGACAACUAAGCCAGCAACUCCGACAACAUUACAAAUACCACCCUUCUCAUCGAUGAAGCAUAUCAAUAGGCCUGAGCCCAUUCAUAUUAUUCCUGUAACCACACAGGAAAAUAUUUCUAAUGUCACCGCUUGCCUUGUUGCAUCAAAGGAUAAUGGACAAGUUGCGCAGCCCAGUGCGACAAAGGAUCUCACAUGGAGAAAAAGUCUGGAUACAGAAGGGGAACCUUUGCUCUCAGUUAAACCUGUAGUGCAAAUGGAUUUAGGAAAAUCUUUAUCUGUACAAAACCUUAUGCAGUCAACAGAAGAACUGAAUAUACAGAUCGCUGGCAGUGACUCCAGUGGUUCCAGAGGUAGCCAAGAUGUAUACUCCAAAUGGAGGGAGUCAAAAUUAUUUAUAACGGAUGAAGAGUUGGAGACAGAGGCAGGGACAGAGACUCCUGAAGCCAUCUCGCGUCCCUUAGUGGAAACAACUCUCUCUGCUGACUCUCUAAGGACUGGAAUAUCAAGAUCAUCUCAAAACAUCUGCAAGCCAGGGGAUGGUACAGAAGCACUCAAUCUGCUCCAUGUCAAACUUAAAUAACUUCUGGCUUUCUUCAUUGGCUGGGUCAUUCCUCUAGUCAUACAUAUCAUAGCAUGAACUGUUUUGAAAGCCUUUUUAAUAAGAUAAAAUCACAAAAAUCAGGAUGAAUCUGCAAAGCAGUUGAAUGAGCCCAUAUUUCCUAGUUGCAUGAAAAAGCAUGUCUAAGCAUCGGCUAACAUCCAAAUUUACACCUACAGUACAGCAGCCUUUCAUGUAGUACAGUAGGUUUAAAUAAUGAGUUGCCUACAAAGCUAAUGCUGCAGGACGUAUCAAAAAACAAAAAUUUGAGCAUUUAGACCUUGUGCUGUUUCUAUGGGGCAGAAGUAAAAAUCUUAAGGUUUAAAGCACUUUGCUUCUGAACUGAUUAAAUAUAUAUAUAAUGUCCUGAUUUAGAUGAUAGUUUAUGUUUACAACAAAAAGAUUAUCUACAGCUGCUAGCAAGGUACCAAGGAAAUGAGUAACAUGGGGUUAGAAAUGGCUGCCAGUCACAAGAUACACACAUUAACUCAUCAGUAAUCAGUUAUUUUUAGCUCUGAAGAACAGUAUGUUAAUACCUGUCUAGUGCUGUGGCAGAAGUACCUGACACACCACUGUCACAUUGUUCUUUAUAACAAGAACUAUUUUGUUACAAAAGGUUUGUAUUUUAAGGAUUGGGUCUGGCCUCAGAAGUGGAUAAUGUGGGUGACUGCACUGAAAAUUCAAAGGAAUCUCUCCUUCUUCUAGUCUCAUUGAGAAGCUGACUUGUGAAUCUGAACCAUUUUGGCAGCAGUAGGUGAGGGAAGGAAGCAGGUGCUGCCUUUAUUGUAGAAGCAAUAUUUCCUUCUUGUGAAAAUUUUGGCAAUUUUCCUUGCAGUCCCAACCUAAUACUACAACAGCAUUUGCAUAAGGCUGGACAAGAAGGGAAAAUGAGGAACUGAAAUACAGAGUAAAACUAAAGAGGACAGAACAGAAGGGAGCAAGACAACACAAUCAAUGGGAAAAUAAAUAAAUAAUAAUAUGGAUUUAUAUGGGCAGGAAGGGAAAUCAUCCCAGAAAAUAAAGCAAGAAAGGUAAAGAAGGAAAAAGCUACAUGUUUGGUUUUUUUUCUCACAGAUACUGAGUGUUAUUAAAAAAAAAAAAAAAAAAGCCACACAGGCAAGGGCUUGUUGAUUUUUUAAUAAAAGGGUAAGAGGAGAGAGGGAAAAUGGUCCUACUCUUAGCUCAACACUAUGUCCCAACUACAGUAAUUUCUUGUGAACUUUCCAACACAGGACUCACAGAGUCCUUCCUGCUAAAACCCAAGUUUUCAAAUUCAAAGCCUACAUCAGACUGAGCAUUCCUGCCUGAUACAUCCUCUUUUUUUUUCCUUACUCUAGCCUACUCUUCACUUCUGCUGAGGUGCAGGAGCAGUGUUAGUGCCUGCCUGCCCAUCCCCAGCAAGGCUUUGCCACUGGGAGAACCCUUGCAGAGCCUAAAUGGGCUUUCACUCUUCCCAGCUGAAUGAGGUUUCUGUGUGUUGCCUCCUGCAAUAUUGUCACCCCACCUGCACCACCGGCUUGUAGACAACCCAGCUUGGGCUCAGCUUCCCUCUAGCAGCAGAAAUACUGAAUGUACGGGUGUGCCAGUGCCAGCUCACUCAGGGCAGUGUUUUCUCAAGGCCCAGACCCGCUGGGAACUCGCUAUGUACAUCAAAAACAUCACUCCAGUCUUAACUGUGGCUAAAUGCUGUAGAUUGUAUUGUGAAGGAGCUGAUCUGUUUACUAUGAAACCAUUGUAACUUAUGCUUCCAUUUGCUUUACAGAAGUAUUCCUGGAUGUUACAUGAGAACUUUAUUAUGUGAAAGUACGUGCAAACUGUAGAGUGUACAUAUUGUGUCACUAUAUGGGGUCCAUGGAUGGUACACUGUGUUCCAUGGCUUAUGCCGGAGCAAACUUCAGUUGUUAAAUCCUGAAAGACACCUUGAAGCACAAUUUCCUCACUGCUGAUUUGCCAUAUAGUUCACCACAUUCAGCCUUUCCUGUUUUCCUUUAUGUGCAAUCUGACCAUACCGAAGCCUGAUUACAACAGCAAAUUUUGUGAGGAUAAAUACAUUUUUUUCCACAUCUCAGUUCACUUAACUGUUAACUUAUUUGAAUGUCUGCAGUUUAUCCAGACAGAUAUGUAAGUUUUGAAAAUUUUAAAAUUAUAAUAGUUUUUUAGGUUAUUUUUUCCUUUUUCCUGUUUAUGGUGCCUUUCUUGCCUUUCAUGUGAAGCCUCCUGCUGACCUAAGAAGCAUCAAUGUGCCGUUAGGUUCAGUUAAGGAGCAAGCGAUUGGGCACAUGGCAACUGUGUGUCCAUUGUGAAAUUCCCUUCCCCUCCUUGCCGAGACCGAAAAUCCAAGGCAUCAUGAAUUGGACACCACUCUUCCACCUUCAUCUGCAGGAGCAGAUGGUUGCACCCCCAUUGCAGCCGGAAGGCGUCGAUGGGAGAACUGAGCAAUGGCCCUGCCUGUCCUGAUUCUGCACAGAAACAGGGCCUUGGGGUUUGCUGAUAAUUUAUCUCACAGAAACUUGGUAUUUUUGCCUUAAAUGAGAUGCUUGAGUCCUUCUAACUUUAAGUUAAUUUAUUUAAUACAAUUUUGUGCACAAAAGAAUGAGUUCUAUAAAUUAUGUAUGAAAAUAUUGAUGUCUUUACAAAGUACUGAUAAACCCAGAAGAUCGUAUCUUUUCAAAUUAAGGUUUAAAAUUCUAAUUUUUUUUCUUUUAUGCUCACCAUUAUUAUUAUUAUUUUUGUAGAUGCAAGUCUUAUCAUAUAGGGUUUUUUAACAUAAUAUUGAUAGAAAAUAGGAAGAGUAGUGAAUAUAUGAAAUUUUAAAGAGGAAGAAUUGUUUGUUUGGACUUUUAUAAGCUUUACUCAUAUUUCCUCAUGAGGAGUUUCUACGCUCUCUCUUUUAAAAGACAGCAUCAUGACUGACAGUCAUUCAUUGGUUUCACAAAAGAAGGGCCUGUCUGGCUUUUCAAGUCUUGUCCUGAGCUCCUUAUUAAAGUCCAGCUCCUGACAACUAAUAAGAAUUGUUCAUGAGUUAGGACAAAGAAUUUUAUUUUUUUUCUGAUUUACAAUCCACUUGAGAAUUGUUUAAAGAGAGAAGCUGAAAUUAAGUAAGAGCUUCAGGACUUAAGCCUUAUCUAAAUAACUGUUUUCUGGUCAGCAUGUUCUUCUACCUGAAUGAAGAGAGAGCUGAAAAGAAUGGUUUCAAUGACUAUUUUUUGUUCAAAAAUUUGUAUUUGUAUUUGCUCCUGGCUUAUAUGAUCUAUACUUUUUAUUUAAAUAUGAAUAUGAUGUUUUAGCCUAGGGUUCAAGAUUGCAAAGAUCAUACACUUUUAUUUACAGUGCCCACAGUUGUUCCAUAUGUUUUUGAGAUACUCAUACUUAGAGUGACUGCUCUCAUUAUAGUAUGGUGAUGAGUAAUUCACCUGCUUUUCUGUGAUAAGUCAAAUCAUGCUGAAUUGCUGAUGUAUAGUAGAACAUCUUAUGUACAGUAGUAUUUCUGGAUUGGGACCUGCAAUCCUUACUCAAGCAAAAAUUCUAUGGAAUUCAUUCAUUCUAUGAAAUUCAAGAAUUUUUCUUGAAUUGGGAACUCAGAUUCAAAUCCUGAUUUUGUUGGGCAUCUGUUUGAAGUGAAAAUGGUAAUAUUCCAGUUAUUUCCUGAGGAAACUAAUAUUUAGCUGACUUUACCCUUGUCACAUUGACUAUAUAAAAAUAACGCACAAAGUACUGAUAUAAAAAGGGAAGAAGAGAAGGGACAUUUUUUAAAAGCACAGAGAAAAUCAGAAUAUUCAGAAAGUAGGAAUAAGCAGGAAAAGAAAAUAUAACAGCAAAGGAAUGGAGGAAAAAAGGGUUUAAACACCCGAGGCUAAAUUCAUCCUUGGAUGGCUUCACUGACUUCAAUGAAUUCACUGCCCAAGUGGGUGAAGCUCAGCCUCCAUUGGGAUAAUCAGACUCAGUUCCAUUGACCUUACAGGAAAUGAACCACCUGUACCAGAAAUGAACUUGCCUCUCUGGGCCAACUUUUAUCCUGACUUAUAUGUCAUGCAGUCCUUUUGGAUUCACUGGGUUUGAAUGAAACACGGAAAAGAAUUUGUCCCAGGUAUUUCUGCUUCACAUUUUUUUUCAGGUGUGUUAAUUGACUUUAUUCAAAUGGAUUACAACACCACACAAUGUGCUGUCACUGUCUAAAAAGAUUAAUUUGUUUUUGAAAUAAGAUUUGUCCCCUGCAACGUCAGUGGAAGCAUGUAAUAGUUAAUAUUUUCCUAUCCAUUCAUCUGGAUGCAAAUGUGGCCAUUCACUCAGCUGUGGCCACACACAGGACAAUUCGACAUAGCCAAUGUCAUCUGCUAUUGGAAGCGUUUUUGACUUCUUUGAAAGACAAAAAGAAAGUUUUGUACCAGGCUUAGAAAGCACGAUGGCUGCUUCCACUGACACUGCAACAUUAGCCAGUACAUUACAAUGUUAAUUGUAAAUUCUUGACAAAGUUGAAUCCAUAUUGUUGUUAAUAAAAAUGACUUGAAAAACA